AUGGACAAAGAAACACAACUUAUUAUUUGCCUUUCUAAGGUAACACGUCGAACCUAUGUUCAGAUUGACUUCAACGAGUUCCUGGAGACAGUGAUAGACCGGCAGGGAGACAACCGAGAUGUGUAUGAAGAAAUACUGAAGGGCUUCAACACGUUCGACACAGAUGGGUCGGGUGCUAUCUCCCAGGACAAUCUGCGGCAGGCGUGUCGAGACGUGGGCAUCAAGUUCACCCAGAAGGAGCUGCAGGAGAUGAUCGAAGAGGCCGACGUCAAUGGAGACGGCGUUAUAGACAAAGAAGAGUUCAUCAGGAUCAUGCUCCAGACCAACCUUUUCUGACCUUGACCUCAUGACCUUACAUGACCCCGAUGACCUUUGUAUCUCAACCCCAAAACUGGUGUAUCGCCUGUGAUUCAAGAACACACCUGACCUGUGUAUCACAUUACCUCCCAU
Molecule: messenger RNA, 450 nt
Organism: Haliotis rufescens (red abalone)
Lineage: Eukaryota; Metazoa; Mollusca; Gastropoda; Lepetellida; Haliotidae
Product: caltractin-like
Exons: 3
Coding region: 1-336 (111 amino acids)
Biological process (GO): centriole replication; mitotic cell cycle
Cellular component (GO): centriole; centrosome
Molecular function (GO): calcium ion binding
Source: RefSeq, a predicted model, not a curated record